AUGAAGCUGUCUUCGACCAUCGCGACUGGUGUUGCCCUUGCGGCCGGUGUUUCUGCUGGACAGAAGAACUACCUCGGCUUCAACUCCGGCAACACCCUUCCCGACGAGUCCGCCAAGUUCGAGAAGGACUUCUUGGCCGAGUUCACCACCGCCCAGAAGCUUGUUGGCGCCCCCGGCACCUUCAACGCCGUCCGACUCUACACCAACAUCCAGGCCUACUCCACAAACACCCCCAUCGAGGCCUUUUCAGCCGCCGUCAAGACCAAGACCUACAUCCUCCUCGGUGUCUGGGCCUCUGGCACCACCAACAUCAACAAUGAGCUUGCUGCCCUGACCGCUGCCGUCAAGCAGUUCGGCACCGACUUCACCGAUCUCGUCAUCGGUAUCUCCAUUGGUAGCGAGGAUCUGUACCGUGACUCAGCCACCGGACGAACCAACAAGGCUGGUGUCGGCAACGGCCCCCAGGAGAUUCUCGGCUUCAUCAACGACUACAAGAAGGCCUUUGCCAACACUCCCAUGGCCAGCGUCCCCAUUGGUCACGUCGAUACCUGGGAUGCUUGGGUCAACGGCACCAACAAGGUUGUUCUCGACGCUGUCGACUGGAUUGGUGUUGACGAGUACCCCUUCUACGAGACCGGCAAGGGCAACGACAUUAGCAACGCCGGCAAGCUCUUCGACGCUGCUUACCAGACCACCCUUGGCGUUGCCAAUGGCAAGCCCGUCUGGGUUACCGAGACUGGCUGGCCCCUGACCGGUCCCGACUGGGACGAGGCCAAGCCCAGCGUCGCCAACGCCAAGUCGUACUGGGACCAGAUUGGCUGCCAGAGGCUGUUCAACAAGGUGCCCACCUUCUGGUACAACCUGCGUGACUCCAACCCUGCCAACCAGGUCAAGUUCGGUAUCAGCCAGAGCCUGUCCUCUACUCCCUCAUUCGACCUGACCUGCCCUCCCGAGUCCUCGGAGUCCUCCAGCGCCAUCACUAAGCCUACC
This is a messenger RNA of Trichoderma harzianum CBS 226.95, 990 nucleotides long. Its product is annotated as glycoside hydrolase family 17 protein. Gene Ontology annotation, molecular function: 1,3-beta-glucanosyltransferase activity; glucan endo-1,3-beta-D-glucosidase activity. Lineage: Eukaryota; Fungi; Ascomycota; Sordariomycetes; Hypocreales; Hypocreaceae. The transcript has a single exon. Gene Ontology annotation, cellular component: cell surface; extracellular region; fungal-type cell wall. The annotation marks the transcript as partial. Gene Ontology annotation, biological process: cell wall organization; carbohydrate metabolic process. The record is from RefSeq and is a predicted model, not a curated record.